AUGCUGCCGGACAUGUCCGUAUGCCCUUUCAUCCCCAUGCCUCUCCUCCUCGGUGCUCCCCAUGCCCUUCUCCCGUCCCCAUGCCCUUCUCCCGUCCCCAUGCCCUUCUCUCCCGUCCCCAUGCCCUUCUCCCGUCCCCAUGCCCUUCUCCCGUCCCCAUGCCCUUCUCCCGUCCCCAUGCCCUUCUCCCGUCCCCAUGCCCUUCUCCCGUCCCCAUGCCCUUCUCCCGUCCCCAUGCCCUUCUCCCGUCCCCAUGCCCUUCUCCCGUCCCCAUGCCCUUCUCCCGUCCCUAUGCCCUUCUCCCGUCCCCAUGCCCUUCUCCCGUCCCCAUGCCCUUCUCCCGUCCCCAUGCCCUUCUCCCGUCCCCACGCCCUUCUCCCGUCCCCACGCCCUUCUCCCGUCCCCACGCCCUUCUCCCGUCCCCAUGCCCUUCUCCCGUCCCCAUGCCCUUCUCCCGUCCCCAUGCCCUUCUCCCGUCCCCAUGCCCUUCUCCCGUCCCCAUGCCCUUCUCCCGUCCCCAUGCCCUUCUCCCGUCCCCAUGCCCUUCUCCCGUCCCCAUGCCCUUCUCCCGUCCCCAUGCCCUUCUCCCGUCCCCAUGCCCUUCUCCCGUCCCCAUGCCCUUCUCCCGUCCCCAUGCCCUUCUCCCGUCCCCAUGCCCUUCUCCCGUCCCCACGCCCUUCUCCCGUCCCCACGCCCUUCUCCCGUCCCCACGCCCUUCUCCCGUCCCCACGCCCUUCUCCCGUCCCCAUGCCCUUCUCCCGUCCCCAUGCCCUUCUCCCGUCCCCAUGCCCUUCUCCCGUCCCCAUGCCCUUCUCCCGUCCCCAUGCCCUUCUCCCGUCCCCACGCCCUUCUCCCGUCCCCACGCCCUUCUCCCGUCCCCACGCCCUUCUCCCGUCCCCAUGCCCUUCUCCCGUCCCCACCCCCUUCUCCUCCCACUCCCAUUGCCUCUCACCAUCCCAUGGCAGGGCAUCGGAGCCUGACAUUGUGAAGCUCAUUCUCAGUAAUGCCAAUCUCACAGGCUGGCAGGUGAGAGUGACUGGUUGGCAGGUGAGUGUGACGGGCUGGCAGGGGUGUGACAGGCUGGCAGGUGAGUGUGACUGGCUGGCAGGUGAGUGUGACAGGCUGGCACGUGAGUGUGACAGGCUGGAAGGCGAGUGUGACAGGCUGGCACGUGAGUGUGACAGGCUGGAAGGUGAGUGUGACAGGCUGGCAGUAUUGUUGGGGCCCUUACUCAAUGCCAAUCCCUCCCCGUCCCGUUUCCCGCACCCCACCAUUAUCCUCAGGUGGGACGCAUCAUGGUGCUCCUUUUUGCAGGGCAGCUGCAGGCGCUGGUAUCAUGGCAAGCAUCCUUACAACUCGCACUUCCUCUUGUCCCCUUCCCACGCCCCCUCCUUCCCUCGCACCCUCCUUCCCACGCACCCUCCUUCCCACGCACCCUCCUUCCCACGCACCCUCCUUCCCUCGCACCCUCCUUCCCACGCACCCUCCUUCCCUCGCACCCUCCUUCCCACGCACCCUCCUUCCCACGCACCCUCCUUCCCGCGCACCCUCCUUCCCACGCACCCUCCUUCCCACGCACCCUCCUUCCCAUGCACCCUCCUUCCCACGCACCCUCCUUCCCACGCACCCUCCUUCCCACGCACCCUCCUUCCCACGCACCCUCCUUCCCACGCACCCUCCUUCCCACGCACCCUCCUUCCCUCCGCUGCACAGGUGGGGCGCACCAUGGUGUUCCUACGCGCUGGGCAGCUGCAGGCACUGGAGGCGUGUCGGUCGCAGCGGGUGGAUGCGGCAGCAGCGGCCAUUCAGAGGGCUGUGCGGUGCUACCUAUGGCGCAAGCACCGCCUGCAUGCCACUAUUGUCAUUCAGAGCGCCUGGCGAGGUACUUCGUGGCGAGUGGAUGCGGCAGCGGCAGCCAUCCAGAGGGCUGUGCAGCGCUACCUGUGGCGCAAGCACCGGCUGCACGCCAGUCCAUUGACCGUUCUCACUGACCUGCCCUACUCAGCACUGCUGCUCCGAAUUGACAUCCCAUUCUCUGCGUUUCUCCCUUCUUCCCCCCUCCCCUCCAUUCUUCCCCCCUCCCCUCCAUUCUUCCCCCCUCCCCUCCAUUCUUCCCCCCUCCCCUCCAUUCUUCCCCCCUCCCCUCCAUUCCCCCCUCCCCUCCAUUCUUCCCCCCUCCCCUCCAUUCUUCCCCCUCCCCUCCAUUCUUCCCCCCUCCCCUCCAUUCUUCCCCCCUCCCCUCCAUUCUUCCCCCCUCCCUCCAUUCUUCCCCCCUCCCUCCAUUCUUCCCCCCUUCCCUCCAUUCUUCCCCCCCUCCCCUCCAUUCUUCCCCCCUCCCCUCCAUUCUUCCCCCCUCCCCUCCAUUCUUCCCCCCUCCCCUCCAUUCUUCCCCCCUCCCCUCCAUUCUUCCCCCUCCCCUCCAUUCUUCCCCCCUCCCCUCCAUUCUUCCCCCCUCCCCUCCAUUCUUCCCCCCUCCCCUCCAUUCUUCCCCCUCCCCUCCAUUCUUCCCCCCUCCCCUCCAUUCUUCCCCCCUCCCCUCCAUUCUUCCCCCCUCCCCUCCAUUCUUCCCCCCUCCCCUCCAUUCUUCCCCCCUCCCCUCCAUUCUUCCCCCCUCCCCUCCAUUCUUCCCCCCUCCCCUCCAUUCUUCCCCCCUCCCCUCCAUUCUUCCCCCCUCCCCUCCAUUCUUCCCCCCUCCCCUCCAUUCUUCCCCCCUCCCCUCCAUUCUUCCCCCCUCCCCUCCAUUCUUCCCCCCUCCCCUCCAUUCUUCCCCCCUCCCCUCCAUUCUUCCCCCCUCCCCUCCAUUCUUCCCCCCUCCCCUCCAUUCUUCCCCCCUCCCCUCCAUUCUUCCCCCCUCCCUCUCCUUCCCCCAGGCCCAUUGGAGGGGGUCAGCCUCUAAACGGGAUGAAGCAGGGGAUGAAUCACGGCUUUCCAGCGGCGCAGCAGCAGGCGGAGCUGGCUCCGCCACGCAAGAAGGUGGACGUGGCUGUUGAUGCCAUCCGCCUGGCCGUGCUGCGCGUCAUGCGGGACAAGGCAGAGCGGGCGAGGGCAGCAGCAGAGGAGUCAGUGUCUGCCCUUCAAAGAGAGCUUGAGGCUCGGUCCCGCCACGCCCACGCCCUCGACCGGGACCUCCGAGCCACCCGCUGCGACCUGGAGAUCCGAACCUCCGAAGCCGAGGCUCGGAUCGCCGAACUUGAGGCAGAGGCUCGGGAGGCAGACCGGCAGCGGCGGGAGUGGGAGGCUCGGGCGAAAGAGCAGGAUAUGGUUGAGAGGGAGGUGAAGGAGAGGAGGAGGGAGGUGGAGCAGUGGAGGAGGGAAGCUGAGGGGAAGGACGGAGAAGUUAGGAGACUGAGGGAGGAGUUGGAGGUAGUGAGGGGGAGGCUGAGAGAGGCUGAAGGGCAGGUGGUGGGACUGAAGCAGGAGGUGAUGAUGGUUGAAGGGAGGGUGGAGUUGAUUAGAGAGGAUGUGGAGAGGGCUGAGAGGAGGGCGGAGGAGGAGAGAGCACGGGCGGAGGCGGCAGAAGGGAGGGCGGAGGCAGCAGAAAGAAGGGCCGAGGAGCUGAUGCGGCAAGUGCGGGAGAUGAAGGCAGAGCUUGAUGAAUCCGUGGCUGCUGCCCUUGCUGCUGCUGCUGCUGCUGCCGCUGCUGGUGGUGGUGCUGCUGCCGGUCACGCAUCUGCUGGUGCUUCUGCUGCUGUUAACAGCCCUGCUGGACCCGGAUUGAUCCCAGGGCAGAUGAUGAUUGAGUGGCACAGUAAGGACCCCAGCAUGGCAGAGAAGGCGGGGCGGGAGAGGGAGAGGGCGGCAUUGUCAGGCCUAAGACCGCCCUCAGUGGUGUCAGGUGUGGAGGAGACCUCUUCUUCAGUGGUGCUCAUGCGGGGGGAGGAGGGCGACACUCUCACCGACAUGAUCAGUGAACGAAUCUCAGAGCGAGCCCCUGACGGUGUAACCCCUGACGACGACGGCUACACCUACACCUACCUCGUCUCGCCUCCUCCCCCACCUCCCCCUCCGCCCCUUCCGGCUCACACCACCGCAGCAGCAGCAGACAUCCCUGCCCCAGGAGGCCUCUCCCCGCCACUCCCAGACUUCCCCCCACCGCCACCUCCAGCCUACCGCAGCCCUCCAGUGGGGAUGAUGGUGCCGCCGCGCUGCCACUCGGACCGCCUCCGCUCCUCCCCCUCCACCUCCAGUGUGGGCUCUCUGGACGAAGACUGGAGCCUCAGGGAGGGGAUGCUGGGAGGCGGUAGCGGGGGAGGUGCGGGCGGAGUCGGAGCAGGAGGGAGUGGUUCGGCGCCGAGCCUCCACCAGAUGAUAGCUCUGGCGGAGAAGGAUCGGGACAUGGCGGCGCGGCUGGGAGCAGAGGCGGACUGGCUGAGGGGGGCAUAUAAGGAGACGAGGCAGGAGGCGAGUGUGGCGCGGGCGAGAGCACGGCAGGCGGAGGCAAGGAUGGAGGAGGCGCUGGCUGCAGAGCUACAGCAGCAGCAGGUGCACUCGCUGCGGCGCCAGCUCGACAGCCUGCAGGCAGGAAAGAAGGAGCACAUGGAGGGGACAGGUGCGGCAGGAGCGAAGGGCAUCGUGCAGGAGAGGGGCCGAGGCAGGGAGAGGGAGAGGAACGGGCGAUCAGGCAUUCUCACUCGCCGCCUGCUGCAGCAGCAGCAGCAGUAUGGGGGUGGGGGUGGUGGCAGUGGCACGGUGCCGUCGUCUCCUGUAUCGCCCACGGCAGGAGCCAUGUCUGCCUCUGCUCCUUCCUACUCCUCACAGGUGCAGUAUCUGCUGCGCUAUGUGGUGCGUCCGCUGGGCUUCACCCCCUCAGGCCACUCAGUGCCGGCCUGCUUCCUCUUCACCAUCCUGCGCUUCUGGCCGCACCUCUCCUUCCAUACCAACCUUCUCUCUACCACCAUCACUGCCACCACGCCCACAUCAGCAGCAGCAGCAGCAGCAGAAGCGGCGGCGGCUGCUGGCGCUACAGCCGUCCCUCCCUUCCUCCCCCCCUCCACCCCCUUCUCCCCCUACUCCCCCUACUCCUCCACCUCCUCCCUCCCCUUCUCCUCCCUCUCCCCGUUCUCCUCCCUCUCCCUCUCUUCAUCCCCCAUCCCCCCACACGACGAAGUGCUAACAGCGAUCCGCACCGCCCUGCAGCGCUCAGCAGGGAGUCUGGAGCGCCUGGCUACCAUCCCCAAUGCUGCUCCCAAUGCUGCUGCUGGUGCUGCUGCCAGUGCUACCAGCACUCAAAUCCCAGGAGCCCCACCGCCCUCCUCGUCCUCCUCUCCCGUGCCUGCCUCUGCCCACGCUGUUCCGCGUGCCGGCACCACCAGCCUGGCGUGUGCUCCCAUGGGGCAGGACCUUGACCCUGCUGCACCCGGACCCACUGGCUUGUUCGCCCUACCAGCAGAGACCAUGCUGCUGGCGCACAAGGUGGAUGGGUGUGUGCAGCACGCAGUGGGGCUAUUUACGCACCACUGCACCUCGCAAGUCGCUGCCCUCCUGCAACCACCCCCACAGCAGCUGCAAUCACAUGGAACGGACGGAUCAGCAGCAGAAGCAGCAUCUGGAAGGCGGGCGAGUGGAGGCGCAUUGCCCAAGUUCCCAAGCGUUGCCCUCAAGGAGCAUGUGGGCAGCACGUGGAGCAGCGUGGUGGGUGUGCUGCGGCGGGCAGCACUGGUGCUGCUGGAGAACCAGGUGCCCCCGCCCGUCAUCCAGAGCGUGCUCAAGCACCUCCUCUCCUUCAUCAACGUUCGAGUCUUCAACAGGGGCUGUUGGGCAGCGUUGUUGGGCAAACACCUCCUCACCUUCAUCAACGUGCGCGCCUUCAACAGGUGUGUGGCACGCAGCUAUGCGCUUAUGCUCAACAGCUGGUUCAACAGGUACAGCUGUCUUCAACAGUCCCCUCUGCUCUUUUCUGCUCCGCACUCUCCUCCUUCCCUCCACCCAACCCCAACCCCCCACUUUCCCCACACCCCCCUUCCUCAUCAGCCCUUUCUCUUCUCCCCCCUUCCAACCCCCCAUUCCCCUGCUCUCCAGGCCAUGGAGCACAAGCCUUCAUGCUCGCUGCCCCACCUGCGCUCGCUCUGCCCGGACCUGAACGCGAAUCAGCUGGUGCAUCUGUGCGUGUGGUACCAGGACGACUGCUACAGCACACAGUGGCUGCCCGCUGCUGUGGUGGAUCAGCUGUGGGGGGAGGUGGAUGAACGCACGCCCAUGCUGCUGCAGGAGACUCCCAGGUCCCCUGUGAGCAUAGCAGACAGCACGGAGUGGUUCCCCUUCAUUCAUCACGAUGCAGCAAACCCGCAGCAAGGGGUUCUGAAAGUGGAGCAGGGAUACAAGGUGGUGGGGGGAAUCGAGCGAGCCUAA
Messenger RNA from Closterium sp. Yama58-4, 6348 nucleotides. The record is from the annotation of a GenBank genome assembly. Lineage: Eukaryota; Viridiplantae; Streptophyta; Zygnematophyceae; Desmidiales; Closteriaceae.